Messenger RNA from Anoplophora glabripennis (Asian longhorned beetle), 3676 nucleotides. RefSeq lists its product as uncharacterized. The record is from RefSeq and is a predicted model, not a curated record. Bases 2296 to 3579 code for a protein of 427 amino acids. Lineage: Eukaryota; Metazoa; Arthropoda; Insecta; Coleoptera; Cerambycidae. The transcript is spliced from 9 exons.
UCACAUAGACACAAGUAGAUAAGCACAAGUAAGUGUUGCCUGAAUAAUUAAUAACAAUUAACAAGCAUGUCGAAACCUUUCAAUAAAGAAGGAAGUGGUAAAAAGUAUUUGAAAAGGAAAGUUCAAAAUAGGGUAAAUUGUUUAUUAGCUUCAUACAAUCAUAAUAGUCAAAAUAACUGUAUGAGCCUACCUUCAGCACUUCAUGUGAAUUCACUCCAACCUAUAGCAGUUUCACAAAGUUCAGCAUGUGAUUUAAAUUGUAUAAGUAAUGAUGGGAUUAAUUCAGAAAUUCUAUUGAACACACAAGAUACUCUUCAGCUUUGUCAACCAAUAGAGCCAUUAAAUUAUGACUCUUCCGAUGAUAUUUCUACUCGUAUUUCCGAUUUUUCUUUAGAAUUAGCUAAAUGGGCUGUACAAGAAAAUGUACCACUUUCUACUUUGGGUAAACUAUUAAUAUUACUAAAAGGAGAUUAUCCUGGAACACAAUUAAAAAGUUUACCGAAAGACCCCAGAAGCCUUUUACGUACUCCCACCGUAACUGAUUUAAGACAAUUAGGAACUAAUGGCUGUUAUUAUUACUUUGGAAUACACGAAAGCUUAAUGAAUCUGUGUAACAAAUCUGUAAAACUAUCAUCAACAGAUAUGUUUUCUAUUGCUGUCAAUAUUGAUGGAGUGCCUUUAUUUAAAAGCUCUAAUGAAUCUUUUUGGCCUAUAUUAUGUAUGGUAAAAUCAAUUAAGGUAUUAGAUAAAAAAGUGUUUUGUGUGGGUCUUUAUAAAGGUGUCGGAAAACCAGAAGCCAAUGAAUUUUUAACAGAUUUUGUUAAUGAAUGUAUUCAUUUAGUUAAUAAUGGUCUUUUGAUAAAUUCACAAAAAUAUAAGUUCCGGGUUUCAAUGCUGAUCUGUGAUGUACCUGCUAAAGCAUAUGUUUUGUACAUAAAAAGUCACUCUGCUUUUUUUUCUUGUACUAAAUGUUGCUUGGAAGGAGAUCUGCAUAAAAAUGUCUUAUGUUUUUUAAACACAAAUUUUCAACAGAGAACAGACUUUUCUUUUAGAAACCGAUCACAAUCUGAACAUCAUACUGGAAAAAGUUUAAUAGAAAACAUACCUGAUUUUAAUAUGAUCAAUAAUGUUCCAAUUGAUUACAUGCACUGUAUUUUGUUAGGAGUAGUAAAGAGAUUAUUAUGUAAUAAAAGAUAUGGUUGGGUUUAUGGUAAACCGCCCCAUAAACUUCGUGCUUCAGACAUUAAUUCGAUAAGUAAUGAGCUACUAAAAUUAAAAAAGUUUAUACCAAGAGAAUUUGCCCGCAAACCAAGAUCUUUAAUUGAAUGUAAAAGAUAUAAAGCAGCAGAAUUUAGACUCCUCCUAUUAUACACUGGUUUAAUAGUUUUUAGGAAAGUAUUACCAUCUAAAAUUUAUAAUAAUUUUGUUUGCCUUAGUAUAGCUACUCUUAUAUUAGUUAGUAAAGAAUUUUCAGCCAAUAAUAUUUUUGUGGACUAUGCAAAUGAUUUAUAUAAACAUUUUAUACUCAAUUCAAUACAAAUUUACGGUCCAGAUUUUAUAUCGCACAAUGUUCAUAAUCUUCUACAUUUGUCAGAAUGUGUAAAACUUUUUGGUUGCCUUGACAGUUUCAGUGCUUUUCCAUUUGAAAAUUUUAUGCCACAAUUAAUAAAAAAAGUACGAAAAGUUGCUAUGCCUCUUCAGCAAGUUGUUCGAAGAACAAUUGAACAAAGACAGCUAGGGCCGUUGGAGUUAAACCCCAGUAAUAGUAAUAGAACUAAAUUUCUUAUUAAACAUUAUUCUGGACCAUUAUUGCAAAACUGUAAUUCUCCUCAAUAUAAAGCUAUGCAAACAAAUGAAUAUUUUUUAAAUGUGAGCAAGGUAUGUGACCGAUUUGUGGAACUUAAGGAUGGAAACAUUGUUGAGAUUAAAAACUUUGCUACAUAUCAAGCGUCUGUGGUCAUUAUAGGAUUAAUAUAUAAGAAAUCAGAAAGUUUCUUAAAAAAACCUUGUAAUUCUUCUCAUUUUGGCAUUAAUUUCAUUUCUAAAAUUGACAAUGUACAAUAUAGUUUUCCAGUAACCUCAAUUUCGAAAAAAGUGAUGGUUUUACCAUACAAAAAUAAAUUAGUUUCAUUUCCAUUACUACAUCUGUAAUGGUUUAAUUUUCUAAGUAGAUAGUAAUGUUUUUUUUCUCAUAUUGUGUGAUUAUUUUUAUAUUUGUUAUUCUUUUUGGACUUCAGUUAAGUAAUUUUUGUAAACAAAAUUUAGCUUUUAAUCGUACUAACAGUUCUUGAAAUCAUGGGUUGGGCUGUUAUAAAAUUCACCAAUGAAAAUGCAGUAGAAGUGGUACCUACAAAAUGGUUUGUACGUUCUUCUAAGGAAUGCUUUUGGCCUCCAACGCAUACAAAAAAAUCUAAAAUCAUAGAUUUCAUUAAAAUUGGACAGGAUCCGGGAGUAGAAUGGAAAGCAUAUCCAGCAAUGUUGAUGGGCGAAUAUGAUGACUUCAACAUUGCCCAAAGAAAAGCGACAAAGGCGCAAGAUACAGAUGAAUUAACUUCAGCUGCGGAGAGUUUUAUUAAAGGUAGAGGUUAUAGAAAGCCACAAAGAAAUAGAAGGUAUAAUGAUUCUGAUUCAAACUCGUCAGGUGACGAAUCGCCUGAUGAUAACAUCUAUCCUAUACUAAGAAAAGAUAUAGCAGUACGUAAAUCAGAAGCUUUGUUAACUAAAUCAAGCAGCUCAGCAUGUGAUGCACCAGUAAAGAGAAGUGAAACAUUACAUACAUCUGAUUUUUUGGAUUUGCAACAAAAUUAUGAAGACUUGGAAAAGACAUCAUCUCAUAACAAGUAUGGACAAAAUCAACAUAGACGUGAAAGUGUUUCCACAUUGGAACGGCAGACAAGUGUGCUUAUUUCUCAAAAUAAAUUGAUUGAUGCUGCUGAUGAAGAAACUACUUCCAUUAGGACUGAGUCGUCACAGAGCUCAUCAACUAAUAUUCCAAGACAUACAGUACCAAAUGACGUAGAUUUUAAAAGGAUUAUUCUCAGUGAAAUAAGUUUGUUAAACUUGAAAUUAAAUACAGCUUUGGAGAAGAUUGACUCAUUAGUAAAAAUAAGGAGAAUUGAAACUGAAUUCCCUCUUAUGAACCUUGAACAAGUUCCUCAAAUUUUAUAUCUACUUCCAAUUGUGAAUGAUGCUGAUUUAAAAACAUUGGAAGAUUGGUUAAAGGAGAGAAACAAUCAAAAACUAAUGAUUAAAGAACUCUCAAGAAUUGGCGGAAAUUCAGUAAACCAAGUUACACGGAAAAUUAUGUAUCGAACAGUAUCAAAUAAAAUUGGAAUGGAAUAUUCGUGGGAAGGUGCGAAGAAGAAAAAACCAUUUAAAAGUUUGGGAUUAUCUGUGGUUAUUUUAGAAAGUGUACGAAUAUGUUGUACAAAUGCAACAGAAACUGAAAUAGUUUCAGUAAUUAAAUUGUGGCUAGUCAGAAGUAAAGACAGGUUUGAGAAUUCUAAAACCAACCAAACCAAAACCCAAGUAAGAAAUGUACCGGAGACUGUGGAUGUAGAUUUGAAUGAAGAGAACUAACUGGCAAGGACAGUAUUAUAGGCAUUUAAAAAUAUUACUUAUAAAUAUAUUAUUAAUGUGCAAUAUGUACUAAAUAAAUAUAAACUGGCAAUUCUUA